Messenger RNA from Solanum dulcamara, 1906 nucleotides. RefSeq lists its product as uncharacterized. Lineage: Eukaryota; Viridiplantae; Streptophyta; Magnoliopsida; Solanales; Solanaceae. The transcript has 3 exons. The record is from RefSeq and is a predicted model, not a curated record. The coding region runs from base 462 to 1754 and encodes 430 amino acids.
CUCUCUUUCCUCAAGUCGUUGUUAAUAAAUAAAUUUAUACAGAUAUGUGUUUCCACACUUCCAAAAUAUGCAUAUAAAUAAAUAAAUUUAGCAUAACAUAUAUUUUAAAGAUCGGUUGUUCUCGUGAUCUGUGCACAGUGUACAUGAUACGAAUUCUUGGGUUUUGGUGGAUUUGCUUCAAUCAUUGCUAUAUAUCCAUCUGUCUAUGAAUCAUUCACUUUAUACUAAUUGGGAUCUACUAGAGGGGUGAGACCCAUUUUGGAAUUUUGGGUUUUUUUGGGUUUUCAAAGUGAAAAAAAAAGUUUGUUUUUUUUGAAUGACAAAGUUAUGAGGAUUUUCUCUGGCUUUUGGAAGGAUUUGAGUGUUUGCAGCUCCAAAAGUGGCUUUGUAAAAGGUGGAUUCUUUGGAUUUAAUAGACUGUGAGAUCAAAUCGUUCAACAAAUGACGGUGUUUUGACCAGAAUGGAUCCUCAGGCUUUUAUUAGGCUGUCAAUAGGGUCGUUGGGGUUGAGACUCUCUGGGACAACUUUAAACGGUACAAAAUCAGGGAUAAGUGCACUCUCUUCUCCUUGUGUAUGCGAGAUCCGUCUUCGAGGUUUCCCUGUACAGACAUCGUCUGUUCCCUUUAUUUCCUCACCUGAAGCUACCGUGGAUAUUCACAACGUUGCAUCCAGCUUUUAUCUUGAAGAAUCUGAUUUGAAAGCCUUACUUGAACCUGGGUGUUUUUAUGCGCCGCAUGCAUGCCUGGAGAUAGUUGUAUUCACAGGACACAAAGGUGGCCACUGUGGUGUUGGUAUUAAGAGACAACAAGUUGGGACUUUUAAGUUGGAAGUAGGUCCUGAGUGGGGUGAUGGAAAGCCAGUCACUCUGUUUAAUGGCUGGAUAGGAAUUGGCAAGAACAAACAGGAGACUGGAAAACCUGGAGCGGAGCUUCAUUUGAGAGUGAAGCUGGACCCUGAUCCAAGAUAUGUUUUCCAGUUUGAAGAUAAAACGAAACUAAGUCCCCAGAUAGUGCAGCUUCAGGGAACCAUCAAGCAACCUAUUUUCAGUUGCAAGUUUAGCCAGGACAGGGUAUCUCCGGUAGAUCCAUUAAAUAAUUUUUGGUCAAAUUCAGUUGACGGUUCUGAACUAGACGUAGAGAAAAGAGAGAGGAAAGGAUGGAAAGUGAAAAUACACGAUCUCUCUGGCUCGGCUGUUGCAGCAGCGUUCAUAACAACUCCAUUUGUGCCAUCAACAGGUUGUGAUUGGGUUGCCAAAUCCAACCCAGGAGCUUGGUUGAUUGUUCAUCCUGAUGUUUGUAGGCCCGGAUGUUGGCAGCCAUGGGGAAAGCUUGAAGCAUGGCGUGAACGUGGGAUCAGAGAUACCAUUUGCUGUCGCUUCCAUCUUCUAUCCGAGGGGCAAGAAAAUGGUGGUGAUCUCCUCAUGUCUGAGAUCUUGAUCAGUGCAGAAAGGGGUGGUGAGUUCUACAUAGACACGGACAGACAGGUUCGAGCAGCAACGAGUCCAUUGCCUAGUCCAAGAAGCAGCGGAGACUUCGCAGCACUAAGUCCUGUUGCAGGCGGCUUUGUCAUGAGCUGUCGAGUACAAGGGGAAGGGAAAUGCAGCAAACCCCUCGUGCAACUUGCCAUGAGACACGUGACCUGUGUGGAAGACGCAGCCAUUUUCAUGGCGCUUGCUGCUGCAGUUGAUCUUAGCAUUGAGGCAUGCAGGCCUUUUCGCAGAAGAUUACGGAGAAGUAGUCGCCAUUCCUGGUGAUGUAUACACAUAAUGAUGGGGGAUACUGAUUGAUAUCCUCCUCUAAUGAAGUUAGCCAAACCCUUGUUGUAUUUCUCCUGAUUGUUGUAACAACUUGACGACUUGUAUAGAACCAACUUAAUCUAUAUAUUUAUUUUACUCUCUCCUCAAAA